Penaeus indicus is the source of this 7475-nucleotide messenger RNA. RefSeq names its product protocadherin-like wing polarity protein stan. The record is from RefSeq and is a predicted model, not a curated record. Lineage: Eukaryota; Metazoa; Arthropoda; Malacostraca; Decapoda; Penaeidae. The coding region runs from base 1 to 6489 and encodes 2162 amino acids. The transcript is spliced from 35 exons. Gene Ontology annotation, cellular component: membrane. Gene Ontology annotation, biological process: cell surface receptor signaling pathway; G protein-coupled receptor signaling pathway. Gene Ontology annotation, molecular function: calcium ion binding; G protein-coupled receptor activity.
AUGAUGUUUAGUAACGUGAAUAUAUUUAAACGCAGAAAUGAAAGUAUAUUUCCAGUUCCGAAGAAAACGGAGACACAGAAAACGGACUUCAAAGCUCUUUCUCUUUCCCAAACAGAUGGCCUGAACGAAGUAACCGCUGAAAUGACCCUGCAAGUGCGCCUGGUGACGGAGGCCAUGCUGUUCAACUCGGUGACAGUGCGCAUGGCUGACAUGACACAGGAGGCCUUCUUGUCCCCUCUCUUGUCAUACUUCAUUGACGGGUUGGCGGCCAUCAUACCGUGCCCGAGGGAGAACAUUUUUAUUUUUAAUAUUCAGGACGACACGGACGUGGAGUCCCGCAUCCUGAACGUCAGCUUCUCGGCCAAGCGGCCCGACGUCCCCGGGGAGGAGUUCUACCAGCCGCAGUACCUCCGGGAGCGCGUGUACCUCCACCGCGCCGACUUGGUGAAGCUGGCCACCGUGGAGGUCCUUCCCUUCGACGACACCCUCUGCGUCCGCGAGCCCUGCCUCAACUUCGAAGAGUGUCUGAAUGUGCUCAAGUUCGGCAAUGCUUCGGGUUUUAUAUCGUCCAAUAGUAUUCUUUUCCGUCCGAUUUAUCCGGUCAACACAUUUGCUUGCAGGUGCCCCAAGGGCUUCACCGGAAUGCGGGAACACUACGAGUGCGACACAGAGGUCAACCUGUGCUACAGCAACCCCUGCGGCAACCACGGCACCUGCAUGCGGAGGGAAGGAGGCUACACCUGCGUUUGUCUUCCGGAAUUCACAGGCAAGAAUUGCGAAGUAAACAUGCUGAGCGGCCCCUGUGUGGACGGCAUAUGCGUACACGGCAGUAAGUGUACGGAGGAGGACGGGCGAAGUGGCAACGGGGCAGGAGGCUUCAAGUGCACCAACUGCACGCGUUCGUUGUACCACACCUCCACGUGCGAGCUGCGGGCGAGGAGGUUCUCUCGAGGGGAUUUCCUGACCUUCCCGACUCUGAAGCAGCGACACAGGAUUCAUAUCAAGAUGAGCGCCACCAUCAGCCUCGAUAACUGUGACUCCGCGCUCGCCGUCCGCUUUGGCCACCAGAUCGGGGACUACCACUGCGCCAACACCACGGCUCAGAUUCUCGACCCGAGGUGUGCCAGCUUGACGGAGUCCUGUCAUAGGUUCUUGGACGUGACAGGGCCCCUUCAGAUAGGUGGUCUGCCCGCCCUCCCCACAACGUACCAGGUCAGCCAGCAACACUUCCAUGGAUGCAUCAGCGAUCUCUAUGUCGACCAUAGAUUCAUCGAUUUGGAUUCAUACGUUGCAUAUAACGGCACUUACCCAGGCUGCCCCGAGAAGAACAGCUUUUGCCGUUCUCACCCGUGUCAGAACGGCGGCUCUUGCAGGGAGACCUUUGGCACCUUCGUCUGCACCUGCCCGACGGGCUGGGGCGGGAGGUACUGCUCUGAAGAGCUUGAGGUGGUGAAGCAGUUCACGGGCGAGGGCUUCCUGGUGGUGACGCCGCAAAUAGAGAAAGGACAGGGUUUGCGAAUGUAUAGCCUCCGCGCUCGCCGUCCGCUUUGGCACCAGAUCGGGGACUACCACUGCGCCAACACCACGGCUCAGAUUCUCGACCCGAGGUGUGCCAGCUUGACGGAGUCCUGUCAUAGGUUCUUGGACGUGACAGGGCCCCUUCAGAUAGGUGGUCUGCCCGCCCUCCCCACAACGUACCAGGUCAGCCAGCAACACUUCCAUGGAUGCAUCAGCGAUCUCUAUGUCGACCAUAGAUUCAUCGAUUUGGAUUCAUACGUUGCAUAUAACGGCACUUACCCAGGCUGCCCCGAGAAGAACAGCUUUUGCCGUUCUCACCCGUGUCAGAACGGCGGCUCUUGCAGGGAGACUUUUGGCACCUUCGUCUGCACCUGCCCGACGGGCUGGGGCGGGAGGUACUGCUCUGAAGAGCUUGAGGUGGUGAAGCAGUUCACGGGCGAGGGCUUCCUGGUGGUGACGCCGCACUUGCAGUCCAUCAAAUUACCGUGGAGCAACAGCCUCUCCUUCAGGACGCGAGAGCAGUUCGGUCUACUUGUCAUCACUGCCGUCGGACAGAACGCCAACAGUAUUAUUGAGCUGGUCGACGGCUACAUCCAGUACCGCUACGAGAACACCACCAUGAAGCUGACGGAAACGCGCGUGGAUGACGGCCUGUGGCACAACGUGGAGGUGAAGUGGAUGAACACGGAGGUGUGGAUCAACCUGGAUUACGGGAACUACGAGAUCACGCACUCGGUGAACUCGUGGGUGGCCGGGCUCUACAUCGGCAAGGUCUCGGUCGGGGGCGUCCAGCCCUCGGACCCCGCCAAGGUCACGGGCUUCAAGGGAUGCAUCAAGGAUGUCCGCGUGGGAAGCAACAAGAACAUCCUGGCGCACCCGACGCACGAGGGCGGCGUGCGCGACGGCUGCGUGGCCUCCGACCCCUGCACGUCGCGCCCGUGCCCCGCGAACUCGCAGUGCGUCAACACCUGGCAGGGGUAUGAGUGCAAGUGCAACAAGGGCUUCUUCGGGGACAAGUGCGCGGACGUGUGCACGCUGAACCCGUGCAGCAACAACGCCACCUGCGUGCAUGACAUCCACUCCCCGAAGGGCUAUCGCUGCGAGUGCCCGACCUACAAGUUCUCCGGCGAGUACUGCGAGGUGGUGCUGGACCAGCCGUGCCCGACCAACUGGUGGGGUUACCCCGUCUGCGGCCCCUGCCACUGCGACGUCGACAAGGGCUACGACGGCGACUGUAACAAGACUAGCGGGGAAUGUCGGUGCGAGGAAAAUCACUACCAGCCGGAAGUCUCAGAUGCCUGCUACGACUGCGACUGCUAUCUGGUGGGUUCGUAUGGGAGUUCAUGCGACCCUCUGACGGGCCAGUGUCGGUGUCGCCCCGGGGUCAUCGGUCGUCGCUGUGACCUUUGUGCAAACGCCUUCGCUCAGGUCACGAUUAGAGGCUGCGAAAUCGUGUACGACGGGUGCCCCAAGAAUUUCGACAUGAUCUGGUGGGAGCAGACGGCCUUCGACGGAAAGACGGUCCAGCCGUGUCCCGCAGGAGCUCAAGGGCAGGCCAGCAGGUCGUGCCACAAGGAAGUCGGAUGGGGACCUCCGGACAUGUUCAACUGCGUGUCGGAUACUUUCAUCGAACUGAGGGAUCUGCUGCGGAGCCUCGAUAAUGAGGAGCUGGAGAUCACUACCUAUCUGGCCGUGAAGAUCUCCGAGGACCUCAACUACGCCUGCUCGAUCACGCCGUCCAUGUGGGGCUCGGACGUCCUCAUCGCCUCACGGCUUCUCAUCGUCCUCCUCGAGUACGAGAGUCACCAGGAGGGACUCAACCUGACUCACAGACAGGACCGCCACUACAUCCAGAACCUGGUGGAGUCAGCCAGCGUGAUCCUGCAGCCCCUGUACGCCGGCCACUGGCAGCGAAUCAACGGCCUCAACGGCUUCGGGGCCGACUCGCUCCUCACCAAGCUGGACGAGUACGUGGCAAAGCUGGCCACCAACCAGGGCGACACAUAUACCACGCCCUUCGAAGUGCCCACCAAGCAAGUCGUGUUCGGGAUGGACACAGUCUCCGCCGACGAACUGUACGGCUACAGUCGGUCUGGGUACGUAGCGGGGCACGAGGACCGCGUCGAGCACGUGAUUAUACCCGAGACUUCGUCCCUGGUGGACCGCCACUACCCGGGCAAGGGGGAGGCCUCGGUUAUCGUGCCCAAAUACAACAACUACCUGAAGAACCAGCAGCUUUGGGUCCACGACACGAACAUCAGGAUCCCCCUCUCGCUGCUCGGGAUCCCCAAUGUGGCGAAGGGCGAGACCUCGACGGGCGAGACCCUGGGCAGCCGGCGCGCGGUCGUCAGCUACGUGGUGUUCCGCUCGCUUGGCCUCCUCCUCCCGGAGACUUACGACGGCGACGUAGAGCAGCGCUGGGGCGUCGGGCUGGCCGUCCGCUCGCCGGUGUUCACGGUGGCGGUGCACACGGAGCACGGGGGGCUUAUCAAGGACAAGCUGGGCGUCCAGGUGCGGCUGCGGUUCCGGGUGGGCCACGUCGGCCGCCGCUCCAACCCGCAGUGCGUCACGUGGGUCAGCAAGCCCGACAGCAAAGAGGGCGUGUGGACCCGCGAGGGCUGCGUGACGAGCGCCGCCGAGCGAGGCUACGGGGACUACGUCAACGACACCUUCAUCAACUGCACCUGCGACCACCUCUCCAGUUUUGCCGUCAUUCUCAACGACGCAGAAGCAGAGUUCCUCGCCGAGCCGUCCAUCGCCGAAGACGUGACGACCUACACUGGCCUCAUCCUGUCGCUGGUGCUGCUCCUCCUCGCCUUCAUCGCCUUCUGCCUCCUCCGCGGCGCGCAGACCAACUCGAACACGAUCCACAAGAACCUGACUGCUUGCAUCUUCAUUGUGCAGCUGCUUUUCCUCGCGGCUCUGAAGAUCAGGCAUAUUCUUGUGCAACAGGAGUUCCCUUGCAAAAUGGUAGCCAUCGGCCUCCACUACUUCUGGCUGUGCGUGUUCACGUGGCUGCUCAUCGAGGGAGUUCACCUGUACCGGAUGCUAACGGAGAUGCGCGACGUGAACCACGGCCAGAUGCGGUUCUACUACUCCUGCGGGUACGGGCUGCCCGCCAUCAUUGUGGGCCUGUCCGUGGGCGUGCGCGCCGACCAGUACGGGAACUACUUCUUCUGUUGGCUAAGCAUCUACGAGAACGUGGUGUGGGCCUUGGUGGGCCCGAUCUGCACCAUCGUCAUCAUCAUUCUGCUGGUGUUCGUCCUGGCCAUCCGCGCUUCCCUCACCCUCAAGGGACAUAUCGAAGGAUUCGGAAACCUCAGGACGCUGCUGUGGCUGGGCAUCCUGUUCCUGCCUCUCCUCGGGGCCACGUGGGUGCUGGCGGUCCUCUCGGUGUCAGAGGAUCUCGAGAUCCUGCACUACUUCUUCUCGGUGUUCUCCCUGCUGACGGCCCUCUUCGUACUCGUAGGAUACUGCCUCCUCAACAGCCGUGUCAGGGACUCGCUCUACUUCAUGUUCCUGGCCUGCACAGGGAGGAAGGUGCCCUACCAGGAGACUCUGAGCGUCACGCGGCCGUCGCACUCCUCGCGUUCAGCCCUCACCUACAACGACGACUUCAACAUCCUGCGGCGCAACAUCGGCAUCUCCACGGCCAGCACGACCUCCCGUUCCACCUGCAAGACCUCCAGCUCUCCUUACAGUCGGAGCGAGGGCGUGGCGGUGGGCGGGCGGGUGGCCUCCUCCAGCACGCCCAGCAACUACAACUCCAACACGGAUAUUAACUCCCAGGCGCAUUCGGUCAAGUCGCCGUACGCGUACAACGACUCCACAAUGUUCCAUAGGAAGCACGGCGGUCGAGGAGGAAGACGUCGAGAGAGCGAAAGCGAGAGCGAGCUGAGCCUCGACCACCGCUCGCUCGACCUCGCCUCCUCCCACUCCAGCGACGAGGACGACACCACGACCCACAACGGAACACUCAGGGUCAACGAACGACGCACCAAUCCGCCGCCCGAAGUUCCUCCCAAACCAUCGAGUUAUCUGCCGAACAUCUACGACCUCGACACCACGGCGGAGGCGCUUCCCCCCGCCCCCCACAGCAUGCCCGGGGGAGGUGGGGGAGGGCCGCCCUUAGGAGGGGGUCCGGGAGGAUCGCCUUUCCUACACAACAUUCGUCCGCUUUUCGCCACUCGCUGGUCCUCGCAGCUGGACUCCACUUACCCCUACAAAGAGCACAACGUGCCGUCGCCGCUGUGGGCCAGCGAGAGGCUCUCCACCACCACCGCCUCAGACAACGAGAUGCAAGACAAGGCGGACAAUUUGAGAGUCGAGUCCCGUCCUUCCCUCGCACGGUAUAUGGACCAGAACCGCGGCCGUUACUCGCCCGCCGAGAACCAGUACGGCACGUACUCGCCCUCGAGCAAGCACCGCUUCUCGCCGGACCCGAAAAAGUUCUCGACGCUGGAUGCCCGACGAAACUCCCCGGACGCCCGCCGUUACUCUCCUGACGUGAGUGGGCGCCUAUACCCAGGGCAAUUGUCCGAGGGGAGCCCGUACGCCCACGAGAGCCCCUACGCCCACAGCGGGCGGAGAAUCUCGCCGGAGAACCUUGUGGUAAGAACGGAGUCGCGCGCCAGCAGGUCGAGCGUGGACAGCACGGACAAGAAGCGCUACUCGCCCACGCACCAGGCGCAGCAGCAGGCCGCAGGGACCCCCAGGAGCCAGAAGAGAUUCUUGCAUCAGCUGGCGGAAGACCCGAGUCCCGAGGCCCUCCCGGCACCGGUCGUGGGCGGCGGCAUGGGCGGGGAGAGCAGCGUGGAGGAGAACAACCUCAAUAUCUCGCCCUCAGACCCCCCUCAGUCGCCCUCCCCGCCCCCCAUCCUCCCCGCCGCCCUCAUGGCCACCCACAAGAUCCGCGCCAUCACGCUGGGGAUCUCAGACUCGGACAAAGACAGCACUGAAACCACCGUGUGACAACCCUCGCUCAUCGCUGCGCCUGACGGGACAACCAGACGAAAAAGUAUGAAGAGGUUUAACCAGAUAACGAAAAAAGUGUAAACUGAGAACGAAAAAGUGCGAAGAGAAUGAGAAACAUUGUGAAGAGAAGCAGACAGGUUGAGAAAAAGAGAGCUGGAAAAAUGUGGAUAGCUAUGGCCGAUAUUGUCACGAAAUAUGUCUCAAAUGUAUAGAUUUUCAAAGAUAUUUUUAUAUUUUACCUUUGUCUUUCAGUUAGAUCACUUUUUCUGAUAGUGGUUUACAUUUUUGUGAUUUUGUCACCUAUAUGCAUUCGAAGUCAAUCCUCAGUUAUGGUUAGUUGUAUACAGAUAAUUUAUUAUAUAAUUUGAAAAGGAUAAGAAUACACACUGUAAAGGACGUGAUAAAAGUACAGUAGUCUACCAUAUAGUGAACUUCAAAGAAAACGGAAACCCACCAAUCAUGGCAAUUUAUAUUACUGUCUUAUUGUGCUUCGCUUCCAAGACAUUCCUUCUUAGAGCUCUCGACGAAGAAAAGAAAACAAAAGGUGAUACGACAAAACGCAAGUGGGCUUUUAGUCAAGAGGAGAGACGAUCGUGUUUUGCAAGAGAUGUUGAAAUGUCUAUAGAUCGUUACCGCUUAUAACCUGCAAGUUGCAAUGUAUUCUCGACGUGUCAUUCAUCUAUUGUGCGGUUUAUUAGUGUUGUGUAUACAAGUCACUCUUCAUCUUGCUUGUGUGAUUAACUUAAAAUAAAAUCUUUGUCCGACCCGCAGCCGAUAAUAUUUAAUAGACUUUAUUUAGAGAUAGGAACAGUAAUUUAUUUUACAAAUUACUUGUAGAUAUAUGUAUAGACGCAUCUUCCACUACGAUAAAAAGCUUAUUGUUGAAAGUGGAAAAUGAUGAGCGAAAAAACAUAAAAUUGUUUCGUCCAUGAGUGAAAGGCGUUGGUUUUUGAGUGGUGUGAGAAAAUAUGAUAAACAAGGAA